Sitophilus oryzae (rice weevil) is the source of this 5172-nucleotide messenger RNA. It is a transcript of the gene Usp47, whose product is annotated as ubiquitin carboxyl-terminal hydrolase 47. Gene Ontology annotation, cellular component: cytosol; nucleus. Gene Ontology annotation, molecular function: cysteine-type endopeptidase activity; cysteine-type deubiquitinase activity; protein binding. The transcript is spliced from 22 exons. The record is from RefSeq and is a predicted model, not a curated record. NCBI's taxonomy places the organism in Eukaryota, Metazoa, Arthropoda, Insecta, Coleoptera, Curculionidae. Gene Ontology annotation, biological process: protein deubiquitination. Bases 205 to 4098 code for a protein of 1297 amino acids.
UGAAAUCUUGCAACACUGGAAAUGUUCAAAAAAUGGCGUAUUCUGACUUUUAGCACAUGUCAAGUUCUCCGGUAAGGAAUAGAAAAAAAAUGGUUUUUAUCAUUGUUGAACUUCAGGAAGUUAAUUUUUAGCAUUCUUUGAGGUCAGAAUCUUUUGCUGUCAUAAAGGGGAAAUAAUAAAGAUCAAAUACCUAUUUCACAAAUAAUGGAAGCGGGUGGUUUUAGAUAUCCUGAGAUUUCAGAGGAUUAUUCAGUGAGAGUUACAUUGCAAGAGACAACUGGAAAUUUCAAACUCUUAUUUUCUGUUAGUGUAACUCCUACAAAAUUAAUAGAUGACAUAUUUAAGGAGGUUGCCGAAAAAUAUGCAUAUCAGACAGAUGAAAUUGAAAUUGUAUUUAGGACUGAACAUAAUUUUACUGCUUUAAGUGCUAUUAAAGAUAAUACUUUAUUGGAAGCUGAUUUAUGGCCUAUUUCCACGGAUGAUGAAUUUACUCUUAUACCUCCUAAAAAUAAAAAUAUGUCUUUAUCUGUAUCUGAUGUCCCUGAGGACGAUUUACUGCUAGGAGCUUCAGCCAGUCCAACAAUCGAAUUUGCCACUAGUGAAGAAUGUUCAUCAAUAAAAUUUAAUUAUGAGUCCAUUGGAUUUCAUAACCAGGGUAGAAGGAAAGCAACUCAGUUAGAGCCUAUUAUAGUUGAGUCAUCGAACUAUGUAGGAUUAGUAAACCAAGCAAUGACAUGCUAUCUUAACAGCUUAUUACAGGCACUUUUUAUGACCCCUGAAUUCAGAAACGCUCUUUAUAAUUGGGAAUUCGAUGGAUCUCAUGAGACUAGAUCGAUUCCUUAUCAGUUGCAAAAGUUGUUUUUGAAUUUGCAAACGUCAACAAAAUCUGCUGUAGAAACAACAGAUUUAACAACAAGUUUUGGAUGGCAAGGUAGUGACGCUUGGCAUCAACAUGAUAUUCAAGAACUUUGCAGAGUUAUGUUUGAUGCAUUGGAACAGAAAUUUAAAGACACUAAACAAGCGAACCUAAUAAAUGAUUUAUAUGAGGGGAAAAUGUUAGAUUAUGUUAAAUGUUUGGAAUGUGGAACGGAAAAGUCUCGUGAAGAUUCAUUUUUAGAUAUUCCCUUGCCAGUUAGACCAUUUGGAAGCACUGUAGCAUACAAUAGUGUCGAGGAAGCUCUGCGUGCAUUUGUACAGCCAGAAACUUUGGAUGGCAAUAACCAGUAUUUUUGCGAGAAAUGUAAUAAAAAGUGUGAUGCUCACAAAGGACUUAAAUUUACAAAGUUUCCUUAUUUACUUACGCUACACCUAAAACGUUUUGAUUUUGAUUACAAUACCAUGCAUAGAAUUAAAUUAAAUGACAAGGUGGUUUUCCCAGAGAAAUUGAAUUUGAACGCUUUUGUUCCUGCUAGUAAAAGUGAGAAUGAUCAAGGGACUGCUGAAGGAGAGACAAUUGUAAAAUACGAUGAUUGCAGCACCACAGAUUCAGGUUCAGCUGAUGAUGAAAGUUGUCAGGGUACUGAUUUGUCUUCAACAGUUAAUGGCCAAGAUGACAAUUGUGCUGAUAGUGAUGAAGGCAUAGAUGUUAGUUCUGGGAAUAACCACCAUGAAAAUGAAGCUAAAGGUCCUUAUCUCUAUGAUCUUUUCAGUAUUAUGAUUCAUUCUGGAAGUGCAUCUGGUGGCCACUAUUAUGCCUAUAUCAAAGACUUUGAUAAAAAUUUAUGGUUUUGUUUUAACGAUCAAAGCGUCACUCCAAUAACAGAGGAUGAUAUAAGGAAAACCUAUGGGGGAGGACCACAAAGAACAUAUUAUUCAGGAGCUUUCAGUUCUAGUACAAAUGCAUAUAUGUUGAUGUACAGACAGAUAGAUAAGGAAAGAAACAUAAACGCUAUGACGGUAAUGGAUUUCCCUCCGCAUAUUAACAAACUAUUACAUCGUAUGAGGCAAAAAGAAGAGGAAGAUCGAAUUAUCAGAAAAAAAGAAGAUGAAAUGAUAAAGAUAACAGUGUCUUGUUGUAUAGGCGGCCUAUUGAAAGAAGUUAAAAUAUCUACAUUUUCCGAUUCUACGUUAGCUGAAGUCGCUCAGCACGCCUAUAAUCGCCUUAGACUUGAUGGUUCUAAGGAUUCGAAAGACUGUCGAAUUGUUGCCUACAAUAAAAAAAAUCGGUGUAUUGAUACUAGUUUUCCUUCUGAAGAGAUAAAGUUCCAUGAUAUUAUACAGUCAAAUAAUCUGCAUUAUUCCGAGUGGAUGUUGGAAGUUCGAGAACCAGGAACACCUUGGAAAGAAUACAAAAAAGGCGGCAUUAAUAUGAGUGCAUAUUUAAUAAAUAUUGAAAAUGAAGAUAUAGCAUAUUCUAAAGUUGUUCGAGUUGAUGUCGAUGACACUGUUGGAGAUCUGAAACAAAAGUUAGGGGAGUUAUUUACCGUAGAACCUGGUAAUAUUAAGGUUGUUUUACAAAGUUAUACCAACGAACAAAAGUAUUUGAAGGACGAUUCUGAACUGGUGAAUUUCGAUUCAAACUUUUCGGAAUAUAAACUUUUUAUAGCAAAUAUUAUAGAUAAAGAUUCGGAAAAUUUGAGGAAAAAUAUAAGUAAACUGAAAAAAAUCGCAGAGUUGUAUAGCCAUGUCAUUGCAUUAUCGAUAACUUUACCAGUUACUAGUGAAGCUAUUCUGGAAUCCUUAUCAAUACCUUUAUUAGAUACAAAUCUAAAUUUAGAUAGACCUGAUCAAAACAUUGACAGAGCGAGCACAAGUUCUCCAGCUUUAAGAGUUUCACCUCAACCAGGGUCUGGUGGAAUGUGUGGUGAUGGGUACGAUCAGAGCAAUAGCGAAGAUAGUAGUCUUAGUGAUAGCGACAGAACUCUUAUUGGGGACGCGCCAACCGAUUGCGUGGACCUUCUCUUAAGCAAUUCGGCUUCUCCAGCUGACCAACAUAUGGCUUCUCCUUCUGACCCAUGUCGAGAUACUUACAAUUAUGACGUUCUGGGCAGGCCUGGCGAUGAAAUGAGUUGGGAUGAUGCCGAAACGGAAACAGAUCUUCAUAGGGUAUCAUCUCAGUUCCUCCUCUUUAAGUUAACAACAAUAUUAGAUCAUUUUGUAAUGCCAGACGAAGGAGAAUUUAAUGUAUACAGUGCUUUAGUAGAUAAAAGAAUAACUUUGGAGGCGUUGAAAAAACACUUAGAAUCCACGUUAAGAGUUUCUUCUGAAUAUUUUAAGGUUUUUAAACAUCAUGCGAUUGUAAAUGAUGAACUAACAAGGCUUAGUGAGACCCUGAGGUUAUUUACGAAAGGCGAUAUGUUAAUAAUUAAAUUAGGACGAGUACUAAGGGAAGACGAACACCUCUGUAAGAUCUUUCAUUUAACACCUGACAAUAUGGACCCGAAUAAUUUAUUAUUUGAACAUGUUAUUACCAAAAAUCAAACAGUACUAUCUGUUAAAAAAGAAAUAAUACAACACGCGAAGAAAGAAAAACAGUUGGACAUUGCUCACGAGAGAUGUAGGUUGAGGGAGAAGAACUGGAAAAAGCCAAAAAAGGUGUAUUUGGAUGAUCAGAAGUUUGGCGAUGAAAUUAUGUUUCCAUAUAAUCUCGAAUUGUACCUGCAAGAAUUAUCUGAACCGGAGACUGUAACAUCAAAUAAUCAGUUUGUGGUAUUUUUAAGGAAGUGGAGCCCUUCUGAAUUAGAACUUGGCCCAUUUGAAGAGGUUGUAUUGGACGUGUUAAGCAUGGAUUACUUCAAAACGAAGAUUUCAACAAUUUCGGGUAUCCCAGUAGAGAAUUUAAAUGUGUCCCAUGUUAAAGGGAAUUUCCCUUGGGAUAUGCACUUGUUAGAGAUUCACUUAAACUUAGAAUGGGACCCGAAGGUGAAAAGUUUGGAUCAGUGGCCAAUAAGUGUAGAAGAUGGAUGCAUGUUUUUCUACAAAGACAGUACGGAGUCCCCUAAAGAAUUAACGCCGGAAGAAAAGAAAGAAAUCAAAGACUCGGAGGACGCCAGGCUAGGUAGAUUUAGCACAAAGAAUUACUCUCCAGGUAGAGAACGAGCCUUAAAAAUUUACCUGUACGAUUCUUCCACCUCCAAACACGAGGAGGAAAUAGACUGACAUGUCUCCAAAAACUACGAACCGUUCAGUUACUGCGUCCUCAGCUGAGCGACGGUCAGCGGAGCACGUGUCGCGGUAAACUACUAUUCGGGGUGGUCGCUAAUCUAAACAUUAAUCGAAAAUAAAUAUUUACAGGGUGGGCCAAUAAGUACACGACAAAUGGGAUUUUUUGAAAUGCGAGUUAUUGAAAAAAUUUUAUUUCAAAAUUUCUUUCAUCUGAUAAACACCGUAAAUAAUUUUGAUGUAUGCCAUUACAGAUUACAAAAAUCGUCUUUCUAACAAAGCUAAAGGACACGGCCGUUUUAGAACUCUUACCGUUCUGUGGAUAAUUGUAAUAAUUAAAAAAUGACAAUUUCUGAAAUACAAAACUUGUAUUAAUAAUGACUUCUAGAAAAGAAAAACUUCAACCUAACAUUUUUUUUAAAUAGUUGAAUUGUUAUUGGAUAUGGUGAAGAAAUUUUAUAUCAACUUUCUAUCAAUAACUCAUUAAUAAAAAAUCUAUUUGUUGCGUACUUUUUUGCACAUCCUGUAGAAUUAAGCACACCACGAAAUCGCGUUGCUUUAUUGGCUGCCUGUUUUCUUACCUUGUUGUGCAAUCAAUAUAAUUUUUACGAACUAUUCACAAUAACUGACAAGAAAUGUGAUUAAAUAAUUUUGAGUUGAAAAUGCGGUUCUGUGGUGUAUUUAGUUAAUAUUUAUUUGUGUUAAUACUGUACUUUCGGACAUAACAAAACGUUACAGGUUAGAUGUAAUUUGUUGUAAUAUGUUAAAUUUUAAAUUAGUCGUGGCUAAGAUUAAAGUAUUUAUUUAUAUUUUUUAUACAAAAUUGAAGUUUAUACAAAAUAGAACAGUUUUCUCUGUUUUUUAUGUUCAAAAUUUAAGAAAUAGUUCAAAGCAAAAGGGGGCACUGUUUAGUCUAGUGAUUUCCAAUACAAGUGCAAAUAAGUUAAUUGUUAAAUUAUCAUAAGAAAUUAAUUAUUGUUGCAUUAUGUGUUAGUUGUACAGGGUGGGUCAAAUUGGACGCUUUUAAAGGGAAACACCCUUUUCUAUAGGAGAUAGACGAAAACUAAUAUC